AUGUUGGGGGCGGAUGUGGGGAUUUGGGAUUUCUCUACUCGCGAGCAGUUGUGCGCCAACUGCUCAUCUCUGAUGGCUGAGGAGAAGGAGGGCCCUGCAGAUGCAGCCGUCGUCGCCAACCCCCUCCACGACGACGACAUCCUCAGGGAGAUCCUGCUCCGCCUCCCGUCGGCGGCAUCCCUUGCCCAAGCCGCGCUCGUCUCCGGCCGCUGGCGCCGCAUCGCCUCCGACUCCAAGUUCCUCUGCCGCUUCCGCGAGCGCCAUCCGUCGUCGCCCCUCGUCGGCCUCUUCGCCUCCGAUGACGGCCGCGGCUGCGCGCCGUGGCCCCAUUUCUACCCAGCCCUCUCCGGCCGGGGUUCCGACCCGGACAUCACUGCCGUCACGCGCAAAGGCGACUUCUUCCUCACCCGCUUCGACGGCGAGCCGAGCCUGCGCCUCCGGGACUGCCGCAAUGGCCUCCUCCUCCUCUCCCUGGAGGACAGUUCCCUCUGCAUCUACGACCCUGUCUCCAAGCGGCGAGUGGGUAUUCCCCGCCGCCCACAUGAUGGCACGGCGGGCAGCCAAUGCUUGGCGGAUUGCUUGCUCGACGCCGGCCGUGGCACUGGCACGUCCUCCACCGUGCGGCAAUGUGGCCAAAGGAUGAUGCCACAAGCCAUGGAGUCCUUCCGUGUGGUGUCCCUGCAGCAGCAAAGCCAGGAGAUACGAGCCCUUGUGUACGACUCCAACACUCUCGAGUGGCACCACCACCCGUGGGUGAGUCCGCCGACGGACGGCAUAAAAAGGCUGCCGAAAUGGGGCACGACGGCGAUGUACGCAGCCGGCAACGUCUUCUGGAGGUGCGCCCAACAAUCUUUGGUGCUCGUGCUUGAGACGAGCACCAUGGAGUUCUCGUUGCGCCCUCUCCCGCCGGACUUGAGCUUUCAUGUGCCUUCAAGGUACGCCAUCGGAGAGAUCGAGGACGGCAAGGGCUGCCUCGUGUGCCUUACAGGCCUGACUGGCGAGGAAACCCCCACCUUGGAAGUUUGGGUACUCGAUACCAACAUGUGGAAGCUCCACUCAUCAUUGAACAACAAAUUGUGGAAGCUUGACUCAUCGGAAAAAUGGUGGAGGCUCGAGAAGAAAAUCCCUGUGAGCCAACUGCUUGGCGAAUCUGCUCGGGUGCGUCAAGUUCGCAUGGUGAUCAAUGGACUAGCGCUACUUUGCAAGGACGACCAUGACCCUCAGUUUGUGGUCGAUUUGCAGAGCAUGGCUCUGCUGGCCAAGUUUCAGUUUCGGGGAUACCCGUACCAGAUGUCAUGGCCGCCUGCUGGGUUGGCCACAACUAAUUCCAGAUCCACGUCUUCUCUGGAAGAUACCAACAUAGACAUUGCACCAGUUUUACCUGAAGGGGAACUGAGCGAGAGCGGAAGCAGAAAGAAGAGUGAUGAAUCGGGUAUGCAUCUAGAAGAAAGCUGCAACCGUGCAGGAUUCAAGCUUAAUGGUGAUGGUGAUCACGAAGUUGGUAAUCUUCGCAAAUACCAUAAGCUUCCAGGGAAUGAUAAAAGGCCAGUAAAAGUAUUUCAAUAUGCAUUCCAGGAAGGCACUCUUCUGCAGUCUGAAAAUGCACGACUUCCAGAGAUGGAAAUGACGGGGUCUACAUCGAGUGAUGAAACGCUGCUGGACAGUAUGCUUAACUUUAAAGAUAAAGAUGGAUCACAUCUCAUCAACGGCAUACAAGCCCCACUCGUAUCAACAGAAGUACACAGCAGCCAGACUCCUCUGAGUUCAGAGCAACAUGGCAUUGGUGAGAAAUCAAGUCAAGAUCUGCAUGGUUGUAAUACUAGGAUUCAGCCAAUGGAAAAGGAUCCGUGUCAUGAUGAACUGACUCUGCAAACGGCUGGUGUUUUCCCUUCUGAAAGCUGUGACGGGGAUAUUCUAGGAGAUAAAUCUGAAACCGACUACCUGCCAAAGAAUACUAGAGAAGAUACUGAAAUGUUGGAGCAACAGAAUAGUGAUAAGGCUAACAUAGAAGUCAGUUGCGUCGACAAAAUGAGUGAAGUGCUCUAUGAUGAUAACAACACCUUGGAGAAGAAUACAAUCUGUGGUGGGAUAGAGUGCCACUUGGCCUUAUUAGACAAUAAAAAUUCAGAAGCUAGGAGUAACGCCAUUUCAUCUCCGAUGCAGAAGAGGCCCUUUGCGUGCCAGUGCCAUGUAGAUGGUUGCACCAUGAGCUAUGACAGUAAGAACAAUUUGGCCAAGCCUUUUAGGGAAGUCCAUAAGCAGAAGAAACGUUUCGCGCGGAGAUUCAGUGGGUGCAGCGAGGAGUUUUCUUCAAAGAAUAAAAGGAAGAUUCAUGAGGGGUCUAGUGCUCACGUUGAGCUUUCCACCAAUAUGAUUAAUUGUGUCAGCACCUCUCCUGCCGGUGGACCAGAAGCCCAUGAAGAUCCCAGGCCCGCACAAGUGGUGGGCCGUCGCACAAGCAACCGACCACGUAAACCGAACAAGCUAGUAAGUGGAGACGACUGGGUCGUUUGAGAAGGACAGUAUAAGAAGCUCACAUUGCCAGGAGGGAAGUCAUCGAAGAUCAAUCAUGGAUCAUAGUUUAUCUAGGCUCUCAACCCUAAUUAACCCCCCAAUUCUUGAUUCUUCUAUUCCACACAAUUGUGCUUGUAUCAAGCUUGUAACCUGAAUCCAGCAUAUUUCCUGAACCCUGUCUAGUGAAUUCAGUGAGUGAACUAGAGCCCAGUUAAUAAAAUGCCACUUCAAGGACUGCA
Molecule: messenger RNA, 2753 nt
Organism: Aegilops tauschii subsp. strangulata
Lineage: Eukaryota; Viridiplantae; Streptophyta; Magnoliopsida; Poales; Poaceae
Molecular function (GO): protein binding
Source: RefSeq, a predicted model, not a curated record